AUGGAUCCUUCCUUGCUCUCCUCGCUACUUGAUGAGUCACAAAUACGCAGUUACGUCAGAGAUCACGCGAUUCAUAUGCAGCUUAAGUCUGGUACGAAAUUGAGAAAUCUUAUCACGUACAUUUCAAAGAGACUUGAGGACGGUGAUUGCGAUCAAAUACUGUGUUGGGGUCUACCAGGGGCUGUUGAAAAGGUCGUCGCCUUUGCUGAGAAAGUCAAGAGUCUUUGGCUCGCCAAAAUCGCGCCCUUGCCCGAUUCCCCGAGCCUCUACCAAUGCACUCGGCUCUUUUUUCACCUCACUCAAAUGAAAAUCGAGAAUUACUUGGUCAAGGCGAACAAACCCGCCAUGGUAAUACUACUCUCCCGCCAAAAGCUGGUGGAAUCAACUACUCCAGAGGCGGUUUCCGUCAUACCUACCGCUGAGCAGGAGAUUCCCGCUACAGAAGCGCCCUUCCCUAGUCGUCGAAAAAAGCGUCAUCAACAGAAGAAGCGAAGACGCGAUGGGAAAGAUCGAAGUAAUAUGGGUGGGUUGAAGAAGAAAGCGAAGCGGAUGCAAGAGAAGCGGAAAGGUGUAGACCAAGGUAGCUCCGAAGAGCAAGUCUUUGAUCCAUGCCACCGCCUUGUUCCGGCCAACAAAUUGGCUAGAUUGGCAGUGGCCGAAAUUGAGAAGAUUGGUUGGCCUCCCUGUACGUGA
Molecule: messenger RNA, 693 nt
Organism: Hydatigera taeniaeformis
Lineage: Eukaryota; Metazoa; Platyhelminthes; Cestoda; Cyclophyllidea; Taeniidae
Source: the annotation of a GenBank genome assembly